CGGUGUCAUGUGACUCCAGCAGAGCCUUAAAGGGGCCGCAAUGGCCCCGCGCUGGCUCCUCCCGGGUCUGCUCCUGGCCGCGGGCGCCGCAGCACGCUGGGUCGCGACCCCCGACACGGUGCGGCCGCGGGUGGUGCGGGAGCAGCUGCUGUGGGUGAGCGGGGAGGGGCACGGCGGGGUCCACACUUUCCGGGUGCCGCUGGUGGCCGCCACCCGCGGGGGGGCGCUGGUGGCCUGCGCCGAGGGCCGGAAGCGCUCGGCCGCCGACGUGGGGGCCAAGUUCAUCGCCUGCCGCCACUCCCCCGAUGGAGGCGCAACGUGGGGCCCAACGCGGGUGGCUGCAGAUGACGGCUCGGCAGUGGAUGGGCUGAACCUUGGGGCCCUGGCUGUGGUGGGGGAUGAGGUGCUGCUGCUGUUUGCCCGCUGCGCCCACCCCCCCCAGGCCUGCGGCCCCCCCAGCACGCACCUCCUGCGCAGUCGUGAUGGUGGCCGCUCAUGGGGACCUCCCCAGAACCUCUCAGGGGUGGUUGGUAGUGAGGUGUUUGCCCCAGGGCCUGGCUAUGGCAUCCAGAAGCAGCAUGCACCGGGCAGCGGGCGCCUGGUGUUCUGUGGCCAUGGGACACUGGAGCGGGAUGGGGUCUCACUGCUGUUGAGUGAUGACGGGGGACUACGGUGGCGGCGGGGUGGGUCGCUGCCCGCCAUUCCCUUUGGGGCCCCCCGCCAUUCCCGGGACUUCACCCCUGAUGAGUGCCAGCCCUAUGAGCUGCCUGAUGGCUCCAUCGCCGUCAACAUCCGGAACCAGAACUCGUACCGGUGCCGCUGCCGGAUGGUGGCGCGGAGCUGGGAUGGUGGUGAGACCCUCCCCCCUGCCGCUGUCACCUUCGAUCCCGCCUUGGUGGACCCUGCGGUGGCCGCUGGGGUCCUGGUCACCGGGGAUCUCGUGUUCUUCAGUAAUCCCGCACACGAGAGCCAGCGAGUGAACUUGACCCUGCGCUGGAGCUUCACCAACGGCACCACGUGGUGGGGGCAUGGCCUGCAGGUGUGGGCGGGGCCCAGCGGGUACUCUUCGAUGGCUGCCCCACCCCCUGGCACUCAGGGACACUCCCGCUUCCUCUACCUCAUCUAUGAGAAGGGGAGGAGCCUCUCCACCGAGACCAUCUCAUUGGCCACCAUCAGCAUUGCAGGGGAUCCCUGACCGCUCCCCUUGAUCCGGCCACUCCCCUGCUCCUCAAUAAAGCGAUUG
This is a messenger RNA of Pezoporus flaviventris, 1243 nucleotides long. It is a transcript of the gene NEU1, whose product is annotated as neuraminidase 1. The record is from RefSeq and is a predicted model, not a curated record. The transcript is spliced from 6 exons. Gene Ontology annotation, molecular function: exo-alpha-sialidase activity. Bases 41 to 1195 code for a protein of 384 amino acids. NCBI's taxonomy places the organism in Eukaryota, Metazoa, Chordata, Aves, Psittaciformes, Psittacidae. Gene Ontology annotation, biological process: oligosaccharide catabolic process; ganglioside catabolic process. Gene Ontology annotation, cellular component: cytoplasm; lysosome; membrane.